Molecule: messenger RNA, 2288 nt
Organism: Ctenopharyngodon idella (grass carp)
Lineage: Eukaryota; Metazoa; Chordata; Actinopteri; Cypriniformes; Xenocyprididae
Gene: fam114a1
Product: family with sequence similarity 114 member A1
Exons: 13
Coding region: 147-1865 (572 amino acids)
Source: RefSeq, a predicted model, not a curated record
GUCACUUAUCUAUUUCCAUAUCUACAGAGUGCCAAACGUUCAGGUGACGUCACUGGCCACACAGCCGCACGCGACACUGCUGCCGACGUGGCGCGAGCUCGAGCGGAAGGGUUGCGCGAGCGCGACUGUCAGCAGAACUGAGCACCAUGUCGCAAGAUGAGACUGUGGAAGACCUCACUGCAAAAUCUCCCCCUUCCCUCCACGCAACUGCCUCUGAUGAAACUGCCCCCAUAGCUGCAGUCAGUACAGAUGAGGUCCCGUCUUUAUCACAGCUUUCACUAAACACAACGACCCCUGACCCAACAAAUGCAGCUGCGGAAGAGCACGGUACAGCCAAAAGUACUGAAGAGAAGCAGGUACACCAAUCAGAAGAAAACCCUGAGGGUCAGGUGACUGAAUGUGUGGAAUCAGUGAGUUUGGACCCAGAUGUUACACAGGAAGAAGCACAGGAAACAGAGCCCCUGGAUGAGUCUAAAUCUAAAGGCUGGAGUAGUUGGGGCUCCUGGGGGAAGUCACUUCUGACCACUGCUACAUCCACUGUGGGUCAAGGGUUAAGCUCUGUAAAAGAGAAAGCAGGUGUGGCGUUCCGAAUUCGUCAGAGCUCAUCAUGUGAGGAGGCAGAAGAGGCCCAUGAGCAUUCUGAGACAGAGAUGGCAGAACAUGUACAUUCAGAGGAGGUGCACAGAGGAGUACUGUCAACCAUCAGCAGCGCUGUUCAGAACACUGGAAAGUCAGUAAUAACAGGAGGUCUUGAUGCUUUGGAGUUUAUUGGAAAGAAGACCAUGAAUGUCUUGGCAGAGAGUGAUCCAGGCUUUAAAAAGACUAAAAUACUGAUGCAGAGAACUGUCUCUCUUUCUCAGAUGUUAAAAGAAGCAAAGGAAAAGGAGAGAGAGAGAAUGAGCAGUCAGAUGGUCACAGAACCAACCGCCCACUAUGGGAUCUUGUUUGAUGAUUACCAAGGCCUGUCUCAUCUUGAGGCACUGGAAAUUCUUUCCAAUGAGAGUGAAGGAAGGGUGCAGGAAUUCUUGUCCUCUUUGGAAGAGGAAGAUUUGGAAGUUCUGAAGAAGGAGCUUAUUGCGAUUAAAGAGAUCUUCAUCACUCGUGAGGAGGAGGAAGCUGAUGCCAUCUCAGAGGAAAACGGUGAUCUUAAUUCACAAAUUCAUUGUUCCACUCCUCUCUCUGCUGAUGGAGAGGAGUUUGUCAGCGUUCUUACUGAGCUUCUCUUUGAGCUCCACGUCGCUGCAACUCCAGACAAACUAAACAAAGCCCGUAUAAAAGCUCAUGAUUGGGUGCGAGAAGUGGAACAAUCCCAGGAAGUUGUCAAGAAUGUAGAGGAAUCAAAGAAAGAGUGCUCCACCCCGUGCACCGCUCCAGAAAAGGGAGAACAAAAAGAAGAAGAAAAGAAAGAGAAGGGAGAAGAGGGAGAGAACGAGAAAAAUAAUACAAAAGAUGUAAACUCGGAUACUGUUGAGAAGGUGUAUCUGUCAUCAGUGGGCAGUCUUGCUGAAGUUACCGCUCGUAGUAUAGAACAGCUACACAAAGUGGCUGAGCUGAUUUUACACGGACAAGAGCUGGAGAAGCCAGCCUGCCAACAGGCCAGUAUACUGGUCAGGUUAACCAGUGCCAUGUGUAAGGAGGUUGGAUGCCUGGCCCGAAAGUUUUCGGACACAUUACUGGCUGUAGGGAAUCAGAGAAAGGCAGAAGAAGUAAAUCCUCUAGUGGACAGUGUGAUGCUGGAGGGUUGUAAUAGCACUACCUACAUCCAUAAUGCAUUCCAGCUGCUGUUUCCUGUUCUUCAGGUCUCACACAUCCAGACCAGCAGAACCGCAGUCAAGCCAGCCCCAGAACCAGCAUCCACAGAAUAGUGCCUUCGUUCUGUUUGUGUGUGUUACUGUCUGUGUUUGUCUGUAUCUGUGUAUUGUGUUUAGGUAUGUUGCUUCAAUAUGAGAGCUUAAACCAAAAAAGUGCAAUUCUAGUCUAUAUAUAGACUCUUACAAAGAGAUAAUUAAGAAAAUAAGAUUGAAACUCCUAACUUAUUUAGGAAGCUGCUUAAUUAUGUAUCAUCCUCUUGAUACUAUGUCCAUUCUUUUUUUUUAAGUUACUUUACUGAAAAUGAAGAUUAUUAAUCAUGUGUUGCAUUGUCUGAGCAGAUUUGGAGGUCCAACUGUCAUUCGCCUAAAUUAAUCAAUCACUCAUACACAAUACUGUUUUUAUUUUGAAUAAAAUGGACCAAGAACAUAAUCUGUAAUAUAAAUGAUAUGACACUAAAGACUGAAAUGAUCAGUACA